Molecule: messenger RNA, 1248 nt
Organism: Caenorhabditis angaria
Lineage: Eukaryota; Metazoa; Nematoda; Chromadorea; Rhabditida; Rhabditidae
Source: the annotation of a GenBank genome assembly
AUGACACUUCGAAAAGUUCAAUGGGCUGAUGAAGAGCCAUCAACUUCUGAAGAAAAUCGAGAAAAAUCGGCGAAAACGAAUAUUUAUCGAAUUCCAAAAGGGUCGAAUGAUAAUGGAAUGAAAUCUCGAACUCGACAAUUGGUUUAUGUCAAAUCGUAUUCGGAUUAUUAUGCUGAUCAUAUUGGUAAGUCUCGGGGCCUGAGUUAGCCUAACUUAGUUCAAUUUUUCAAAUAUUUUUCAAUUUUUCCGAAAUCCCUCCCCAAAAAACUCACCAAUCGCUUCUAUUUCUCAAAACAUCGAAAAAAUCAUCGAAAAUCCUGAAUCCUCCAAGUUUUCCACUUGCCCUUCAUUAUUUCGAGCUGAAAAUCAGAAAAUUUGAAUUUUUCAUGUACCAUUCGAGUUCUCCUAACUCAAUUUCUCUGUUUCUAUAGAUUUCUUCUGGGUCUCACAACAAUUUCACAGCUAUUUUUCAGAAAUCUUACAUAAACUCAAAAAUUUCAGUGUUUCUCUAGAAAAAACCCACCUUUCUUCAAUAAUCCUCGGAUUUUCCGUUGGAAGCGAAAAAAAUUCCAGCCAACAUCUAAAAAUUAAUUUUUGACUGACAUCCACUGAUUUUCCCCGGAAACCUGAAAACCCAGCGAAAAAAAAACGAAAAAUGACAAAAAAUAUUCUCGUGUUGCGCUAAACAGCGGGCAAGCCGGAGUGUCGUUGUAAAUUCAAUUAAUUUUCUAUUUUUGUGUAAAAUCUUUGAAAGCCUAAAAGUUAGCCUCUGAGCCUAGAUUUUCAAAGCCUAAGUUUCAGAUAAAGCCUAAAACUUUAAAACUUUAGACUACAUUUGCAGAAUCCAAUUUCGAGCAAAAGCCUGAAGCCUAGGCUUUAUAGUCUAAUCCAAAAAUUCAAAGCCCAGGCCCAAAAUUCAAGGGAAAAGCCUAAAGCUCACUGAAAUUCAGGAGUAAGCCUGAAAUCCGGGUUGCAAGCCCUCUAGGCUUCAAAUUUAGGAAAAAUACCUUUAAACCUAAGUUUAGUGCCUAUUUUUCCCAAAAACUGAAUAAUUUCCGAUCCUAAAAUUCAAAUCCUCAAUUUUCAGAAUCAAUCCUUCCCACCUCCUCAUCCAACCAAAAAUCCUCCAAACCCACAAAAUCUCCUCCGAAACUCGAGAAGAAUUUGUCGAUUGUUGUUGAAGAUAAUGAAGAGGAAGAAGCUGAAGCUGAAGAGACAAAUGAGCAAGAAAAUCGACGAAAUUAUUAA